Messenger RNA from Mangifera indica (mango), 1860 nucleotides. RefSeq lists its product as uncharacterized. The transcript is spliced from 2 exons. The coding region runs from base 1 to 1860 and encodes 619 amino acids. The record is from RefSeq and is a predicted model, not a curated record. Lineage: Eukaryota; Viridiplantae; Streptophyta; Magnoliopsida; Sapindales; Anacardiaceae.
AUGGGCAAGAAAAUACGGGAGCCUUCCUCUUCACGUUUCAUACAGAUAAAACCUCUGUCUCUGCCCCCCUCAGCUGAAGUUGCUUCCGCCUCUGAACCACCAAACCCACCGGCUGAAUCACUAGACCCUGUGAUCUUUAGGGAAGGCUCGCAGAUUCAGGAGGCAAUGAAGCGUGGAAACUACUUCAAGGCCUUCCAGAUGGUCAAGAAAUCAGUUUGUUGUCACCAAGACUCGCCUCACUUUUUCAACCUUAUUGCUGUAGCUCUCCAGUUUCUUGCUAAAACAGCGGCCAAAGAUUCAAAGGAAAUGGUCGAUUACUUAGAUAAGGCAUAUCAGUCGGUUCAAUUCGCCGUGAUGUCGAUGCCGCAUUCCAUCCAUUUUGCUUCGUGUGAAGUUGCUAUUCUCUAUCUAAAAGCUUUGUUCAAUGCUAAAUAUUGGGCCAAAGCGAUUCAAAUUUGCAACAGCGCUUUAAAUUUAAAGAUUGAGAAUUUAACCGAUCCGGGAGUGGAUAAGUUUCUUCAGGAGAAUGAAAUGGGGAAUUCGAGUAAAGAACUGAGAAUUGAGAAUGAGAGGAGGAUGAUUAGUCAGUAUUUACAUCUUUGUAAGGAUGAGAAGAAGCUUACGGGUAUGAAGGUUCAAGUGGAAAAGGCUAAUAAGAAGAUUGUAGAAAAUGCAGAUGGUACAUUACAGGAGAUGGUGACAGAACUAGAGAGGAUCAGGAAGAAGCUCGAAGCAGUCAUAGAAAAUUGGCGCACUUUUAAGCAGAUAAAGACUCAAUAUGGUAUGGAGAAGUACUAUGAUGGUAAUGAAGAAAAGAAAGAGAAAUAUAAGUCAUUUUGGGGAGCAUUGAGUGAAGUGAAGAAAACGGAUUUCUGUAAAGUGAGUAUCAAAGACCUUGAAAGGCAUUCAAAGUCGAUAAAUUGUCAUUUGGCGGGGAAUGUUUUCAGGGAAGCUAUUGAAUUUGCAAAGGAGCACAAAACCUGGAAAUGCUGGGAGUGUUGUGAUUGUGACAAGAAAUUUGGUGAUUUGGAGUUGUAUAGGAAGCAUUUCAGGGAGUUGCAUUUGAAGAAUCUUGAUGGUAUUAAACUGCAAUCUUGGAUUUCCUGUGAAGUGAUUGAGUUGAUUGAGAAUAGGGAGUGGAAGCCUUUAGAUGCUAAAUGGGGGAUAAUGACUAUUAUGAAUAAGAUUAAAUCUGAAUCUUUUAGUUCUUCUGAUAUCUGCCUAACAGUGCAGGAUUUUGUUUACAUUACAAUUGAUGAGAAUGAAUCAUCUAGCACAUCCGAGGAACAUCAGAAAUGGCAAUUUGAUGACGAUACAUGUGCAGCGAUUCUCAAUAGUGUUCAGUGGAUGUUUCACUUGCUUCUCGAGAAGGAAUGUCUUGCACCAACAUUUCUUCAUUGGGCAAUACAAUAUACGGUUGAAAAGUUUGAGGAUCUACUUCCAUUUUCUCGGUGUCUUGAGUUGGAAUCCAUUAUGAUCAUCUGCCUUUUGGGAGCUGUAGAGCUGAGACAGGUUCAUGAAUUCUUGAAGGAUCUAGCAGAAACUUGUGGUUUAAUGGAAUAUCAAGAGACAGGUAGCACUACAGAUGAUAAACUUUUAAUUAUAAAUCCUGAAUUGGUUAUUUUUGAUACAGUGUUUGAUUUCAAACAGAGGGUUGAAAUUAGUGAUGACUUAACAAGUCUCCUUUUGGAUGUGAGAUUCUUGGCAGAAGAGCUUAAUCUUACUAAUGAUUUUGAAGAUGUUGUAGAUAAUAAUUCUGCAGUAACUUUUGAUGCCAUUGUAUGUGAAAACGAGAUUGUUCCUGAAAGUGUUGACUUUGUAUCAUGGUUAUAUGAAGCCCAACAAUCCAGUUUGUUAUGA